AUGGUCACUUUUCCUACUGACUAUUGGGCUCCCGCGCUUGACGUUAACGUACGUCGUCGCUGCUACAGUGUUGAGAAACCGCAAAAACGAGAACGUCUUCCAGCAUUUACAAUCCCAAACUCAAAAGACGCAAAGAGUGGUGAUAACAUGCCCUUUGUUUCAAGUCCUGUGGCUGCUCAAAGUGAAGACAAUCCUUUCACAAAAACCGACAUUUCGUCGACACUUAUGCAACGUCUUUUCGUGCAUGACUCAAAAUCACAGAGUAGCUCUCCAGUCGGAAGUGUAAAGGACGACGACGAUACCGAAGAACUGUUUGACACGACACCGGAUAAUAAAAUAAUGUUCAAGGACAUUCUUACUCCGAGACUUGACAUCGAUAAUAAAUAUUUGCCAACGAGAAGUGACUCGGGUUUUUUUAGUGACUCGGGAUGCAUGUUAGUUAAAAAAUAUGGUAUAUGUGAUAAAGGUUGUAUUGGGCAAGGUGCGACUGCAGUCGUCCGUUUAGCUCAUAAACUGGAUCAAUCGGACAAGGCGACAACAUAUGCUGUCAAGGAAUUUCGAAAAAAAAGAAAAAACGAAUCAGAAAAAGAUUACAUCAAAAAGUUAACCAGCGAAUUCUGUAUUAGCUCCGCACUUCAACAUGUAAAUAUAGUUAAAACUGUAGAUUUGGUUCAAGAUGACAAUCUCGCUUGGUGUGAAGUCAUGGAAUAUUGUGCUGGUGGUGACUUGUAUUCCGCAAUCAAAUCUGGUCAUAUGACUACAAUUGAAAUAAAUUGUUGUUUCAAACAACUUGUUCACGGUGUUGGAUAUCUACAUUCCCUGGGUGUAGCACAUAGAGACAUAAAACCCGAGAAUUUAUUGCUUGAUGACAAGGGUCAUUUAAAGAUUACAGAUUUUGGUAUCUCAGAAGUAUUUAGAACUUGUUGGCAAGAAGAUACACGUCUAUCCAAAGGAUUUUGUGGUUCUGGCCCGUACAUUGCUCCGGAACAAUUCGAUACAGAUAAAGAAUACGAUGCCCGACUUGUUGAUGUAUGGGCAUCUGGCAUUGUUUAUCAUUGUAUGAUCUAUCAAGGUAUUCCAUUCCGGACCGCGACUCCCUCCGAUCCAAAUUACGCAAACUAUCUAGAAACGAGAAACACUGGACAAUACGAACUGAUAGAAAGGCUCCCACGUGGCUGUCGUAACCUUUUGUACAAAAUUCUUGAACCGGAUGUCAAAAAACGGAUCACGAUUGAUCAAAUCAAGGAGAACAAUUGGUUCAAGUCUAUCGAAGUUUGUACCGAUUCUUCUGUUAUUCUUUCGCAUCCACAUAAUCAUAUUCCUCCAGAGUAUCUAAAAGAGAUUAAAGCAGCAAAUUCUUCCAACAACAAUAAUUUGAAAAAGUAA
This is a messenger RNA of Ambispora gerdemannii, 1386 nucleotides long. The record is from the annotation of a GenBank genome assembly. NCBI's taxonomy places the organism in Eukaryota, Fungi, Glomeromycota, Glomeromycetes, Archaeosporales, Ambisporaceae.